UCACAGGCAUAUUGAAGUGAGUGUGUGUGUGUGUGUGAGAGAGAGAGAGAGAGAGAGAGAGAGAGAGAGAGAGAGAGAGAGAGAGAGAGAUGGAAGUGGUGCAAGUACUUCACAUGAACAAAGGGGAAGGAGAGACAAGCUAUGCAAAGAAUUCGAGUCCACAGCGAGAAAUAAUAUCGAUUGCAAACUCUAUAGUAGAGGAAGCAGUAGUAGGAAUCUUAUGCACUAACUUUCCUGAGAGCCUCGGCGUUGCGGAUCUGGGCUGCUCAUCAGGGCCCAACACCUUCAUAAUAACAUCGGAGAUAAUCGAUAUUGUUCACGCGACAAGUUGUCGUUUGGGCCACCCAGUUCCGGAGUUGCGGGUUUCUUUGAACGAUCUCCCGGGAAACGACUUCAAUUUCAUAUUCAAAGCGUUGCCGGAAUUUUACAAGAAGUUGAAGGAAGAGAAAGGUGGUGGUUUCGACCGGUGUUUUGUUUCCGGCGUGCCAGGUUCUUUCUAUGGGAGACUUUUUCCUAGCAAGAGUCUGCACUUUGUCCACUCGUCUUCUAGUCUGCAUUGGCUCUCUCAGAUUCCACCAGGUUUGGACAGCAGGGAGGGCAUACCAUUAAACAAAGGGAAACUGUAUCUUUCCGAAACAAGCCCAGUUCGUGUGGUGGAGGCAUACUUAUCACAGUUCCACAAGGACUUCUCCCUCUUCCUCAAGUCACGAGCCGAGGAAAUGGUCCCCGGCGGACGCAUGGUGUUGUCGUUCAUGGGUAGGAGAGAUAUUCACCCCACCACUCAACAAAGUUGUUUCCAGUGGGAGCUCUUAGCACUAGCUCUGAUGAGCUUGGCUUCAGAGGGUCUGGUUGAAGAGGAAACGAUUGAUUCUUUCAACGCCCCCUACUAUGCCCCCUGCCCAGAAGAAGUAAAAUUCGAGGUUCAAACAGACGGGUCCUUUCUAAUAGACCGUCUGGAGACAUUUGAAUUUUACUGGGAGGACCAGAUGAGGACUGAGUUUGAGGAACUUUCGAGCGGGCAACGAGUUGCAAAGACUAUCAGGGCCGUGGUCGAGUCGAUGCUCGAGUGUCAUUUCGGGAGGGAGAUACUGGAUGUCCUGUUUCGGAGAUAUGGCGAAAUCGUGGACGAUCACUUGUCCAGAAACAGAGCCAUGUAUGUUGAUUUGGUCGUCUCUCUGAUUAGAAUGGGGUAAUUGAUUGGAAUGGAAAGAGAAGAGAGAUCCUCAAGUUUGCAAAGCAGAAAAUCAGUAAACAAACCUACAGUGUAUUUUUUUAAUAACUCAAGUGUCCGGGCCAAAUUAUAUUGUAUGUUUGAAGCAUAAAUAAGAAUUUCCCGUAUGAGAAAAAAAAAUGAUAAGGAAGAAAAA
Molecule: messenger RNA, 1367 nt
Organism: Rhododendron vialii
Lineage: Eukaryota; Viridiplantae; Streptophyta; Magnoliopsida; Ericales; Ericaceae
Product: probable jasmonic acid carboxyl methyltransferase 2
Exons: 4
Coding region: 90-1193 (367 amino acids)
Biological process (GO): methylation
Molecular function (GO): S-adenosylmethionine-dependent methyltransferase activity
Source: RefSeq, a predicted model, not a curated record